This is a messenger RNA of Cydia fagiglandana, 2939 nucleotides long. RefSeq lists its product as uncharacterized. NCBI's taxonomy places the organism in Eukaryota, Metazoa, Arthropoda, Insecta, Lepidoptera, Tortricidae. Bases 431 to 1633 code for a protein of 400 amino acids. The record is from RefSeq and is a predicted model, not a curated record. The transcript has 2 exons.
UUUUGUGUGUAACUCCGGGGUUAAGAAUAUUUACUCUACGCUUGCUAUAAGAUAUACAAGAAGUGCCACGACAAAUGGUCAAGAGAUUUGAUCGUGCAAUACAACCUUCGCCGCUCUUUCAAUCGAGAUCUUCGCGAGACACACACUCACUGCCAUCAAUGUGGACCUGCUCGAGGUGUUUCUUAUUCAGCAAACAAGAUGAACGAGUGACCCAGUAUCCAGCAUCAGGACAUUACGGCGAUUCCAGAGUGAAAGUGAAGUGCGCGUAUUCGGUAAUGUGAAGUGAAAUUAGUGUAAAAAUCGGCAUGAACGGUAAUUAGAGCGUACCUACGCGUAAGUUUUCUUUAUUUCUCAGCAAGGAUUGUCUGCAUACUUCAUUUUCAUGAUCGUAAGAUUUUUUUAAAUGUUAAGAUAAAUAUGUUAAUUUGAUAUGAUAAGUAAAUUGCAAGAGUUACUUGGUGAUUUAAAAACCAUUAAAGAAUAUUUAGUUAAGCUUAGUUAUGAUAGAAGGACGCCUGAAGUCCUUAAUGCAAAGUUAGAAGAGGCAUUUUUAAUAUAUUCUAACUAUCUAAAAAUUUGUGAACAAGUCCAGGUAGAUAUCGAUAAGAAAAAACUGACUGGUCAAAGCUUAUUGGAUAUUCAGAGUUUUUAUGAACAUAUUAGGAGUUUGUAUAAGCAAAUAGAGGAUUUUUGUCACAAAACCUAUACAAGUUCAAAUCCACCGUCUAAUAAAAAUUUCAAAAUGGGCGAGUUUAACUUGAAAAUAGCGCUUUCAUUAAUACCGUCCAUGACUGACGAUGAAGUUGCAAUUAAUCAAUUAAUAGACUCUAUAGAAUACUACGACUCUACCUUAAAAAGUGACGCGAAACAACAGUUCAUAAACUUUGUCUUGAAAAAUAGACUUACACAAGUAGCUAAAUUAAAGUUAAGUUCGUCAUACACUUCUGUCCAAAAUUUAGUGACAGAUAUGAAAAAACUAUUGUUGCCUAAAAAAUCAGCCACAGCUAUUCAAAAUAAAUUGCAGACCUUGAGACAAGGAGAGUCUUCGAUUGAUGACUUUGGUCAAAAAUUGUCGAAAAUGUUUGUAGAUCUCACGAUCGCGCAAUCAGACGGUGACUCAAAUGCAUUUAAAGUAUUAAAAGGUCUUAAUGAAAAACAAGCGAUUAAAAGAUUCGCGGACGGAUUGCGCAAUCGUAGAGUAAGUACAAUUAUUGCAGCUCGUGAUUACGACUCUUUAAAAGACGCCAUACAGGGUGCCAAGGACGAAGAGACGACUUCAAGCAAUACGUCAAGUGAUGUAUUUUCUUUUAACCAUCGUAAAACAACUUAUUUCAGUAGAGGGUACGUUCGAGGGCGUGGCUCUUAUAGGGGGCAACCACACUACUCUUCAGGCGCAAGGACGCUACACAACCCAGGACAUUCGGCAACAGGAGCAUCAUACAACUACAGGAGCCGAGGAGCUGGCAGAGGAGGCUACCAGUUCCAGAGCAAUCACCGAGGCAGAAACUACCAAGGAAACCGAGGUAAGUCUAACACUUUUAAUGGAAACAAUGGAUAUCGCAACAACCGUAUUUUUACGGCUGAAACUGAAACUGAUAAAAAUGUGAGCCCAAAUCAGUUUUUUCGUGGAUAAUGAAUCUAUAUUUGCAAGUAAUGAUACAUGUUUAGUUUAUUUCAAUGUGCAAAACAAAAGACAAUUAUGGUUAUGUGACACCGGUGCCUCGAUCUGUGCUUUGAAGUUGGCGAUCGCUUUGAAAUUAGAUAUUCCGAUUUAUAAAGACAAGUUAAUUAUUAACGGAAUAGGUGGAACAAAACAAGCAAUCGGAUAUGCUUACAUUGAAUUAACGGAACGUGACCAUGUAUUUCAACAUAAGUUUUAUAUUUUUGACGACUUCUUUUCAACCACGUGGGACGGAAUAAUAGGUAAAGAUUUUCUUUUAAAAUACCGCGCUUUGAUAGAUUUACGAAAUAUGGAAUUGACCUUAGAAUCAAGUAAGAAUGAGACAGUUUGUAUACCUUUUGAAAAUGAUAGAACUCAUUUAACUCUUCCACCAAGAACCGAAUCAUUACAUUUCGUGACUACAAACUUAGAAGAAGAUUGCGUAGUGUUUUCAUCAGAAUUGCAAGACGGUAUAUUUUUGGCUAGUUCAAUAGUUAGACCUUCCAAUGGAAAAUUACCUAUAAAAAUAUUAAAUACGACCGAAAAAGAGAUUAAACUAAGUGAUUUAAAGCUAGUAAUACAUAAAGCGAGUGAUUAUGAUAUUUGUUGUUUUGAUAAAUGCGACUCAAAAAGUGUAGAUCGUGUAAAGGAUUUAUUUACUCAUUUAAAAUUAGAAAACCUUAACAAAGAAGAACAGAUUUCUGUAGAAAACUUAUGUGCCAAAUAUUCCGAUAUUUUUUAUUUACCCGGUGACAAGUUAACAACGACAAAUAUUUACAAUCACUCAAUAACAUUAAAAGAGAACACUAGUCCUAUUUAUACGAAACCGUAUAGGUUACCACACGCUCAGAAAGACUUAAUAAACACUGAGUUAGAAAGUAUGCUAAAACAAGGCAUAAUAGAGAAAUGUUCAAGUGAGUGGUCUAGCCCACUUCUAAUAGUUCCCAAAAAAUUAGAUAAAAGUGGUGAGAAAAAAUGGCGUAUUGUUGUAGACUACCGAAAAUUAAAUAACUGCAUUCAAGAUGAUAAAUUUCCACUUCCCAAUAUUACCGAAAUUAUUGAUUCUUUAUCAGGUUGCGUAUAUUUUACACAUUUAGACUUGGCAAACGGAUAUUAUCAAUGCAAUUUAGACCAAAACAGUCGAAAUUAUACAGCCUUUGCCUCAGGCCAGUGGCGCAUGACUCGCAUGCCCCAAGGUCUCAAGUCAUCUCCAAAUUCUUUUUCUAGAAUGAUGAAUUUAGCAAUGUCUGGUUUAACAUAUGACAAGUGUCUAAUUUAU